Molecule: messenger RNA, 1532 nt
Organism: Bolinopsis microptera
Lineage: Eukaryota; Metazoa; Ctenophora; Tentaculata; Lobata; Bolinopsidae
Exons: 7
Coding region: 3-1055 (350 amino acids)
Biological process (GO): negative regulation of transcription by RNA polymerase II
Cellular component (GO): nucleus
Molecular function (GO): transcription corepressor activity; NAD+ binding
Source: RefSeq, a predicted model, not a curated record
GGAUGACUGAGUUCCUUGACCAAUCUGACGAGUUACAAGAGAAAUACUCCAAACUCUAUUCUCUGUUGGACGUUUCUGAACACAUAGUUUUUUUCACUGGAGCUGGAAUAUCUACAGCUGCUAACAUUCCUGAUUUUCGUGGUGACCAUGGUUUAGACAAAGCACCUCUCAAUAUAGCUCAAAUGGGAAUCUCUGAGAGGGACUUGGACUCCAAGAUGCCAACUGUUGGGCAUCGUGCUAUUUCCUUCUUGAUGGAGAAAGAUCCUAGAUUCGAAUUUGUUGCAACAUCUAAUCAUGAUGGAUUGCAUCAGAAAAGUGGAACUCCCUGGGAAAAGUCAGCUAACGUUUUUGGGACUGCUUUUAUUGAGGAGUGCCUAACCUGCAAAACACGGUACAUAAGAAAAGUGAUAACUCCGGCUUUACAUCGCCGUUGUGAAAAAGAAGAAUGUUCCGGAAAGUUAAAGAAGACCGGUGUGAGGUAUGGGCAGAUGGUACCUGUGGGACCCCUGAAAAAAGCAGAGAAAGCCGCUAAAGCUGCUGACCUGGUCAUUGUUUUGGGUAGCAGUAUGAGAACAUCUCCGUUCUGUGACUUACCAUCCUUAUCAAGUUGUUUUGUUAUCUGCAACAGACAAGAUACACCUUACGAUACACAAGCUGAGAUAUGUAUUCAUGAUCACAUUGACAACUUCAUGAUACGAAUCCUAAAUCACCUUUUUUCAGAAACUAAAAGGGAUCUAAAGUUUGAGUACCGACAGGAGUUUGUGAUCAAAGCAGUUGGAGAUGAAGUUAUAGCCACUACCCCACGGUUCAAUGAACCGGCUGUUUUUAUUGAGAACGUGGAACUGAGAUUAACCAGCGGAGGAGAUAAGACAUUUGAGCAGAAACUAAACGGAGACUUCUCUCUACCGGUUGAGUCUAUCCCUGAUGUGACCCAGUCUUACACUGUUGUUGUUGAGUUUAAAGAAGGUUUUGAAGUUGAUAAAGUUGAGCUGGUCUUCAAAUUAGGGGAACAAUCAAAAGGAGCUCUAGUAAAGAAUGUGUCAUACGAUUUGUAAAAAUAGUAUAAUUUUGACGGACAAUAAUUUUAUAAAUAAAGUAGUACUGAGUGCUCUUAUUCCAUUAUAUUAUUCCUUUUUUCAUAAUUUUUUGCCAUCCCAUUCAGUUUUAAGCGAUGGCAUAUUAUGUAUCUGAAAGUUCCCUUUUGUUUGAUUUGAUAAUAUCACCUUUGAGUUUUGUGUGUUUGUAUUUUAUUAUAGUUGUUUAGUUGUUGUUUACGGAUUAUUUGUAGUGCAUUGAUAAUGAUAAUUUAGGAUUUUGUACUCUACAGUCUACUUUCAAAAUACAUUUAAAUUUUUACGAUUUAUAUUUCUGGGAUUGCGUUUAUGAAAUGUUAAUGAUAAUGUAUUUAGAUGAGUAUAUAUGUAUUAAUAUCUAGCAUGUAGAAAAUUUAUUGAGCUAAUAAUGUACAUUAUUCAAAACAACGGGAGUUAAUAAUUAAUAUUUCUCAACAUUCAAUUUGCAGCAGUUUGUAC